AUGUCCCGACUUGCUCUGCUCAGUACGCGCAAACUUACCAGAAGAGGUGUAAACUCGGACGGUGUGGAAACCUACCGAGCCAACGACAAGCUCCGGAUGUCCCAGAAAUACCCGAGAAAGUUCGCGAAUCACUUUGCCAGUGCCUUCUCGAUCUUGGUCGCAGAGAGGGUGCCUGCCAAAUGUGUAGAGGUGGAACCCGGUGCACACGUGUAUGCUUCAAGAUCCAUGGAGUUGCUGGGACAAGAGUUGAACGCACCGCCAGCUGUACGGAUGCUUAGAUCUCUGUUUGCUACAUAUGAGGUUCCAGCCCAGACUUACAGGAACAUGGAGGCGAAAGUUCGCCGCAUGGUCGACCCGAAGAAGCGCAGUGGCAAAGUGACGGCCUCGGAGGCGCUCCGCAAGAAAUGGUUCGAAUCCUCGGAAGCACGCAAAAAGUUGGUGCUGGAGAUGGUAAACUGUGGUGGUGACAAGGCCAAGUUCACCGCACGCCUGAAGCACACCCACACCAAUUCCCAGAAGCGCACCGAGCUGACGCAACGCAUCAAGGGAGCGGUGCAGUGGUGCACGCACAAGAAGCGCCGCGCAACUUUCGUGAGGAAGGACAAGUACAAUCCGACUGAUCACGAGUACCUCGUGGAUGUUUCAUCCAAGAAAAGCACGACGAAGGAGUCUGAGGACAAGCUGGUGGACGAGACAGAUUUGGGUGAGAACGAGCGGGACAAUGUUGCUUUCGGUUUCGAUUCCGGUUCCGAGGGCCCAAACAGUGAUGCAGAGACUGCUGACGACGCCAGCAGUGCAAGCAGCGAGCCUGCACGGAAGAAGAGCAAAUCGAACAAGAAGCGCGCACGUGCUGCUAGCAGCACCCCCAGCCCGAAGAAGCCCAAGUCCAAGCCCACACGGGGCCUGUCCAAAGCAGAUCUCGAGCUGCAGGUUGCUACGGAG
Molecule: messenger RNA, 942 nt
Organism: Symbiodinium necroappetens
Lineage: Eukaryota; Dinophyceae; Suessiales; Symbiodiniaceae
Source: the annotation of a GenBank genome assembly